CUCUUUACUUGAAAUCACAGUAUUGAAACAACUUCAUAAAAUGAAUUUCAAAACAGUUUUCGUAGUUUUCCUCUUCAUGAAACUUCACGGUUGUAAUAUUGUGUUACCAAUGAUUAAUGAUUUAAUCGAACAUUUUAACAAAACGCAAAUUAUUUUGGCCUAUCUGUGUGACAAAAACGACGCCUUUCAGGUAGUGAGCCACUUUUCGAAAAAAUUGUACCAAGUCAAUGUUUUAUCCCCAAAUUCUCGUGACAUGCCCUAUCCAACACCACCAGCUUUUCUCACUUAUGUUUUGGAUGCUGGUUGUUCGAAUACAAAACAAUUACUACUUUUGGCCAGUGAACAAAAACAAUUCGCUACGCCUUUCAAAUGGAUCGUUUAUUACAACAAUCCAGUCGAAUUAUCGUUUUUUAUCGACGAAUAUUUCACCAAAACGAACAUUUUGGUCGAUAGUGAUGUCACCCUCGCUACAAUAAACCCCACAAGCGGCACAUUUGACUUGAACAAAAUCUACAAAAGGAAAAUUAACGGUUCCAUAAUAAUUGAAAAUAUCGGAAUUUGGGGACGCGGCCUCGGUGUGACUGACACCGGCUACGAAAAAAUCACGUACAAACGCCGGCGAAAUUUGACGAAAACGGUCCUGAAGUCAUGCAUUGUGAUCACAAAUAACGACUCUUUGAACCACUUGACUGACAAAAGGGACAUUCACAUCGACAGCAUCGCUAAAGUUAAUUACGUCCUAGUCCAACAUCUGUCCGAUACGAUAAACGCGUCUUUGGAAUAUUCGGUGAGGGGCACUUGGGGCUAUAAAGACAACAAGUCCCAAUGGAGCGGAAUGAUUGGCGAGUUGACAAGAAACGAGGCAGAUAUCGGGGGCACAGCCCUAUUUCUUACAAGCGAUCGGAUCAGAGUCAUAGAUUACAUCGCAAUGACCACCCCGACACGGUCUAAAUUUAUUUUCCGACAACCGAAGUUGUCAUACGUUGCCAAUGUUUUUACUCUACCGUUUGACGCCUCCGUGUGGGCUUCUGUGUGCGGCCUGCUUGUCAUUAUUGCCGGUCUGUUGUAUGUUGUAGUGAGAUGGGAGUGGAAAAAGAAGGAUUAUGUCCAAGUUGUGAACGAAUCGAACAUCACGGAAAUUCACAAUUCUUGGCUCGACGUUGUUUUUAUCACAUUUGGGGCUUUGUGUCAACAAGGCUCUUCGUCGGUACCUUUCAGUAUUCCCGGUCGGAUCACUUUAAUUUUCCUCCUGGUGUCUCUCAUGUUCUUGUACACAUCUUACUCUGCAAACAUUGUAGCGCUGCUGCAAUCGUCUUCAAGCAGUAUUCAAACACUUCAAGACAUCCUCAAUUCGAGAUUAGACGUGGGUGUUGAUAACACGGUCUUCAAUCAUUUCUAUUUCCCCAACGCAACUGAGCCAAUCCGCCGAGCCAUCUACCAACAAAAGGUCGCUCCACCUGGCCAGAAGCCCAAAUUUUACCCCAUCGAGGAAGGCAUUCGCAAAAUGAGGCAAGGUCUGUUCGCGUUUCACGUCGAGACAGGCCCGGGGUACAAAUUCGUUAGCGAGAUUUUCCGAGAGGAUGAAAAAUGUGGCUUGCAAGAAAUCCAGUAUUUGCAAGUGCCUGACCCUUGGUUGGCGAUUCAGAAAAACUCCUCGUAUAAAAAAAUGUUGAAAGUGGGACUUCGUUUGCUUCAAGAAAAUGGCAUUCAGGAGCGGGAAGUUGGGCUAAUUUAUACGAAAAAACCGCAGUGUUUGGCAAGAGGGAGCAGUUUUAUCAGUGUGGGGUUGGUUGAUUGUUACCCGGCUGCUGUUGUCUUAGCGGGCGGGAUUGGGGCGGCUUUGGCGGUGCUCAUCCUCGAGAUAUAUGUUCAUCAAAGGAUUCAGUAUUAUACCAGAAGAAGACGGCGAUAAAAAAUGGCGGAGGUGCCGGGAUACGAGCAAAUUUAUAAAAUAUCGCAUAAAAUUGUUAUUUCUAGAGUUCUUCUAUCACUUUUUUGCACAGAUUCGCUUCGAUGUGAAAUAAAUAAAGUUAUU
Messenger RNA from Tribolium castaneum (red flour beetle), 2035 nucleotides. RefSeq names its product glutamate receptor ionotropic, delta-2. Gene Ontology annotation, molecular function: ligand-gated monoatomic ion channel activity. NCBI's taxonomy places the organism in Eukaryota, Metazoa, Arthropoda, Insecta, Coleoptera, Tenebrionidae. Gene Ontology annotation, cellular component: membrane. Bases 41 to 1912 code for a protein of 623 amino acids. The transcript is spliced from 7 exons. The record is from RefSeq and is a predicted model, not a curated record.